AUGGAAACAGAAAAAUUGGACAGUGAAGAACCUAAAAAAAACCCUGACUUGGACAUCUCGCAACUGAAAUUCUCGCUGACCCUACAAGAGACGGACGAAGAGAAAAAGGAACUAGAAAAGGCGCUGUUCGACAACGACAUGGCCCCCUAUUACGAAAUCGUUUGCGACGACCUCGGAUGGAAGGUCGACGCGGACAUUUUGAAAGAAAUGAAAGAGAAAAACACAAAGGCGCUAGAAGAAUUCGACAAAGAGAUCGAGUACGCGGCGAGCAAUUCGAGUUCGAUUGAAGUGAAAGAGGCCUAUCUGAAUAAAGCUAAUUAUCUCAGGUAA
This is a messenger RNA of Phaedon cochleariae (mustard beetle), 330 nucleotides long. Lineage: Eukaryota; Metazoa; Arthropoda; Insecta; Coleoptera; Chrysomelidae. The record is from the annotation of a GenBank genome assembly.